Messenger RNA from Toxorhynchites rutilus septentrionalis, 2407 nucleotides. Its product is annotated as bromodomain-containing protein DDB_G0280777-like. Lineage: Eukaryota; Metazoa; Arthropoda; Insecta; Diptera; Culicidae. The record is from RefSeq and is a predicted model, not a curated record. The coding region runs from base 761 to 1948 and encodes 395 amino acids. Gene Ontology annotation, biological process: regulation of transcription by RNA polymerase II. Gene Ontology annotation, cellular component: nucleus; transcription regulator complex. The transcript has 4 exons.
AUUCAUGCCCGUGUUCAAUCCGGACGCGUUUUUCGAUACAUUCAUUCUAUGGUUGUGUGUGGUUGUUGUUGGCCGCCGGCGUGUUCCGUCGUUUGUCGUUGUAGGCGCAACAGUUGUGGUGGUGUGGUGGUGUGUGAUGUGAUUGCAGCAGCAGCAGCAGCAGCAGCAUCAGCGUGUUGUAUCACAACAAUUAGCAGCCGCCCAACGUGGUCCCGCGAACUUAUUAGCCGCCCGUCAACCGCGCGAGGCAAUCUCAAAUAGCGCCACUUUCGAAUAUUGUCGACCGGUAAAAGGUUGGCGUCUGCGCGGAACAGCCUCAACAUCCGAAUGCUGCGAUGAUUCUCCAUGAACAGAAUUGGUUGUUGAGCUUACAGAAUAAAAAAAAUUAUGCAGUUACAUGUUCGUUCAUUCUAUGCUUCGCUGAAUGCACUCAGAGUAGUCUAAUUUAAUUUGAACUGAAUCGUCGUAUACGAGAAAGCAAUCUAUUCUUGUUCGACGAAUAACUGAUACCGAGAAUGUGUGCAACUGAAACAAAUCAACAAAUAACUUCUACUGAAACUAGCAAUGUCAUUUAGUGGGGCGAGAAAAUAGGAAACACACAAAGAAAAAGAAAUUGAAACAAAAUCAUCCAAAUCCAAAUCAGCUGUGAGAAGCGCGUUAAUGAUUGUUAAAAGUGAAUACUUAAACUGGGCCAUAUACCCACGAGUAAUAAUGGAUUUCGGUCGUAUGAUAACCAAAAGUUUUAAGAAAAAGGGGCCUCAUGAUGAUGGAAUAUCCGGCCGUUAUCAUGGAACAACAGUUUCUGUCAAAUAUUGCUGCCGCAGCCGCCGCCUUUAAACCAAAGGAAGAUUUUCUACCCAUUAACGCGUUAGAGAAAGAUGAAAAACUAUGCGAGUACUAUCGUCGGAUGCCGGUCCUGUACGACAAGAGCCAUCCGCACUACAAGUUCCAAUCGAAGAAGGAAAAAGCAUGGCGAGAGUUGGGACGCCUGUGCGACAUGAACGUGGAUCAGUGCAAGAAGCGAAUGACGUACUUCCGCUGCCGGUUUACCGUCGAGCGACGAAUCAUGAAGAAUGGAGUGAACUGCAGCGAGUGGCCACUGCUCGAUAAGCUCAAGUUCCUCAACAAGCACAUAAAGAUCCGGAGACCGCGGGCGCCCAACGGGGAUGCCGAUCCUGAUACCGACGAUGAGUCCAAUCCGGUGAACGCUCUUCGCAAACGUCAGAUGGAGGACGCCAAGGACGAUCUCCACGCGUACCUGGAUCUACAACAGGUGGCAGCUGCCCAGAACCCACAAGCCCAACUGCACUACCAAGCGCAGCAGGCGAAACUGCAGCAACAGUAUCCUCACGCGCAACACCAAGGUCCGCCCGGGUUCCAUCCCGGACAGGAAUUAUCAAUGCACCACCUUCAAUCACCUCACGUGGCCGGACAGCAGGGGGGAACACCCCACGGGGCCCGAGAUCACCAUCAUUCGUCCCAGAUGGGACCGAACCCACUGGCGGUUUCGCAUGCUGCCUAUCGGGCGGCGGGCAUCUCACACCCGACUCCAGCCGAAUCGCCCAUACCGGCCUCCAACGUGGAGGCAUCGUACAACGUACCAAAGCGCCAGCGGCUCAACUUUGACAUGGACGAGGCAGCGUCCGUUUCGAACUACAAUCUGAACCGUACCGUGAAGUAUCAAAACAAUUUGGAUCACGCGGUUAACCUUGACGAGCACGGCGCGUUCGGGUUGUAUGUGGGGGAAAUUCUGAGGAAGCUGCCCGAGCGGUUGGGAUCGCUGACCUCGUUGAAAGUAAUGCAAUUGCUGCACGAAGCACAGAUACAAUCGAUGGACAUGACCUCUGCCAGCAGCAACGCUGGGAAAAAGGAAAGUUCAGCCAACAGUUCGACUGGAAGCGUGGAACGCAAAUCGACCGAUAGCAACGAAAGCGCCAGUAAGGAGUAAACAACAGCUGAGAAAUGCCAUCCGACUUCACUUCAUGAGGCCGACCGGUCGAUGAAUAGCUCGAAGAAUGUAUAUUUAUUAAACAAAAACAGUGGUGUAGCAGAAACUUCCAUUUCGAUAGUUUAAUUUCCGACGAUCGAUCUAACCAAUUGAAAUGCAAAUAGAAUUUGUGAAUUUCGGAUCCUAAUUCAGGAACUUGAAUUGCAAUCAACACUAGAGAAGAGUGUUUCCUUUUUUUUCAUUAUAUGAAAUCAUUUGAACAACAAAACGUUAAAGAAAUUUUUAUUUUCCACUACACACAAAGCACCAUGUAUCUAUACUUUUCCUCAGUUCUGAUAGUUUCAUAGGUUUUGUGGAAUGUAGCAAGUGUAAAUUAAUUAGUAAUGAUUUAACAUACUUCAUAGAAACUAUACAAAGAAUACUAUAUAGCAAUCCAAAUAAAUGUGAAUUAUGUUAACC